UUGGUACUAACCGGAAGCGGAAAUUGCGAGGGAGCGGUUGACAGCUGCUGGUCGUCUGAAGUGGUUCGCCAGCAAAACAACAAUAAUUGUGCAGAGAUGGAGCUGUGUGAAAUAUUAUACAACAAGGCUGAAUACAUCGAGACGGCAUCAGGCAACAAAGUCAGCAGACAAUCAGUUCUUUGUGGCAGUCAAAACAUUGUUCUCAAUGGAAAAACCAUCGUGAUGAAUGACUGUAUCAUCAGAGGAGAUCUCGCUAAUGUCAGAGUUGGGCGCCACUGUGUCAUUAAAAGUCGUAGUGUGAUCAGACCUCCGUUCAAGAAAUUCAGCAAAGGCGUGGCUUUCUUCCCCUUGCAUAUUGGGGAUCAUGUGUUCAUAGAGGAGGACUGUGUUGUCAAUGCUGCACAGAUAGGAUCAUACGUCCACAUUGGCAAGAACUGUGUUAUUGGUCGGCGCUGUGUCUUGAAGGACUGCUGUAAGAUACUGGAUAAUACUGUCCUUCCCCCAGAGACAGUGGUUCCUCCGUUUACAGUAUUCUCUGGCUGUCCAGGUCUAUUUUCAGGAGAGCUCCCUGAAUGUACACAGGAACUGAUGAUAGACGUUACCAAGAGUUACUACCAGAAAUUCCUCCCUCUCAGCCAGAUCUAGGACUGAACUUUAGUUUGGGUCUUGCUCACUUUCAUUCUGGGACCAAAGGAACCAAUGUGGACUAAUAUUCCCCAAUCAUCUCUUUAGCUCUAAGUUACAGUUGUAAAUCUCGAACAACAAAGAAAUACCUUUUUUUCACAGUCAGUUUUGUUCACAGUUGUAUCCACUUGCAGUAAAAAUCCCUUGCUAUCAUGGCAAUGUUAACAUAGAAAAUGAAAUGAUAAAAUAGAACACCAAAUUUUUUCCCCAGUAUUUUUAGAUUUCUGUUAAUGUGUCAUAUAAUCUCAGUGUACAUUGCAGUCCUAUUGGCGUGGCUGAGAAAAAUAUCACAACACAGUGAUUAGCUGUUAGACUGAAGGGCCUUUAUUUAUAAAACUUUACCAUUUCUGCAACACUAAACAUUUUCUGUUUGUAUAGACAGAUUACAGAUGGUAAUAAUUAAAUGCUUUUUUUGUAAAGAAAAAAAAAAAGUGUCUAUACUGACUCGUUUUAAAUGAUGGUUUUGGGGGCUUUUACCAAACAACGCGCUCCUUUUGUAAGGUGCAGUCACAUUAGUGAAAUUUUGGUGGGC
This is a messenger RNA of Sinocyclocheilus rhinocerous, 1216 nucleotides long. RefSeq names its product dynactin subunit 5. The transcript has 6 exons. Lineage: Eukaryota; Metazoa; Chordata; Actinopteri; Cypriniformes; Cyprinidae. The coding region runs from base 97 to 645 and encodes 182 amino acids. The record is from RefSeq and is a predicted model, not a curated record. Gene Ontology annotation, cellular component: dynactin complex.